Molecule: messenger RNA, 2868 nt
Organism: Didymodactylos carnosus
Lineage: Eukaryota; Metazoa; Rotifera; Eurotatoria; Philodinida; Philodinidae
Source: the annotation of a GenBank genome assembly
AUGCCUGGUAAUCGUAAAUAUAACAGUGGAAAAUCAAGUACAUUUAAAAAACUAGGAAAUGGUCAUAAAGCGUUUGAUAUAACAUAUGAAGAUGGUACGGGUGCCAGUGGAGUUUUUGUAAAGGAUACUGUUACGAUCGGUGGCAUAAAAGUUUUACAUCAAACAUUUGGUUCAGCUAAUAAAGUUGAUCAAGAUCGAUCAAAUGUUUACGAUGGUAUCUUAGGUUUAACAAUACCAAUAACAUCGGAUGAUAAAUCAAAAUCAGUAUUAUACAAUUUAUAUCAACAGAAAAAAAUUAAACAGCCAAUAUUUUCAUUUUAUUUAGCUGCAGAUCCAAGUGCAACAAUUGGUGGUGAAUUUAUUAUUGGCGGUAUUGAUAAAUCAAAAUAUAUUGGUAGAAUAACAUAUUUUCGCGCAUCUGUUAAAGAUAUGUAUCAAGCAACAUUCACGAGCAUCACAGUUAAUAAUCACCAGAUUUCAGAUUCCAAUCAGCAAUUUUAUCUUGAUACUGGUACAGCAUUUAUUAUAGGACCACCGAAACAAAUUCGUAAAUUACACCAACAAAUUGGUUUAACAUAUAAUGAUAAACUCGACGCUUAUGUUGUUAAUUGUGACGAUAAAUUAAAGUUACCAUCUGUUGUAUUUACAAUUGCAAAUCAACCGUUUCCUUUAACACCUGAACAAUAUAUUUAUACAAAUACUGAUGAUAACGAGAAUCCUUAUUGUGCUACCACAUUUGAGAGUGGUAGAAGUUAUGGAGCAAAUGGACAGAAUUUAUUGUGAAAUUAUUCAUAAAUAAUGAAGAUGAUGAUGAUCGUGAUCGAGAGGAAGCAGCAUAAAAAUGUGUGAAUGUAACACUUAAAUUGUGAAUAAAUUGUGUGGAUAUUAGGUGAUGUUUUCUUACGACGUUAUUAUUCAAUUUAUAAUAUGAAAACAAGUCAAAUGGGUUUAGCAAAAUCAAUUGCUUACGAUGAUUAGGAUUGGUUGAUUUGACUUCGAGUAUAUUUUUUAAGGGUAUCCCUUCUCUUAAUUGAUCGAAAAGUCGAGUUUUCAGAACUUUUUCAGUUAUACUGUGAAUUUUCUUAAUUCAGGAGCCAUUAGAGAUAAGUCACGACCGAUUACCGUGUAAUGCUGCGCAAUCUACCAUCUCAGAUUUCUUUUACCAUAGUGGGCUUCUCUAGAGCAAACGUUUUCAUGAAUUUUGGCGAAAAUUGCAGGUCCUAAAGUUGUUGCGUUGCUGAGAUAUUCAAUUUUUGCAAAGAGCCCGAAAACGCACUGAACUGAACUGAACUGAAUUUUUUGCAAAUAUGUUACAAUGAAAAAAUUCCGGCAUCUAACAAGACUGUCAAUGUAAAUUACGUACAACUCUGUAACAACAAAGUACUUAGACUUAAGAAUUCUAUCAUAACUGCUAGAUAGUAUCUAUUACAAAUUUACACCACCACGAGCUUCAGACAUGCUUCCGUUCUUUUACAGUAGAUGAUCCCGUGAGAGCGCAAAUUAUCGAUCCGGUCAUUUUGGCAAACGGUUUUGUCUCAGAAAACCGGGCGAAUUUCUCGCUCACCACGAUAUUGUUGGUAUACACCAGGUGUACUAUCAUGAGCCAUGGGAUUUUUGGAAUCUUUUAAAAUCCCGUGAAAAACGAAGUGAGGUUUCUGAAAAACCAUACCAUGAAAUUUUCAAUCGAAUUUGGGAUUUUCACAUCAGCCAUUUUAUAUCAAGUUACACACGCCAAGCUAUUUUUAACUAUUCGAUUAGUUUUAACUAAGUUUUAAAUUUUUCAAACACUAGUGUAUUACCAUGCAGAUAUAUAUGUAUGUUUUUAAGCAAUACUAGAAAUAAAAGCUUCUGAUUUCAUCAAAACUAAUCGAACAGUUAUAAAAGUAGCUUAAAAAAAUGUUAUGUUUAAUAUGUUUUUUGUAGAGAAUGAAACGACGAAUCUUUUAAAAGACAUUAAAAAACAUGUUCAACAUUUUAUUUAUAUACAGCAGAAAUAAAAGAAUAUAAGUGAAAUACUGCGAAGCUUCAAUUUCCGUUGCUCUGAAGCCUAAAACAUAACGAAAAGAUACUUAUUUUAAACAUGAUACUAUGCAUAAAAGUGGAAUCAAAACGUACGUUGCUUCCAAGUGUCGUCUUUCUUUUCAUGUAUUAAAGGUUGACACUGAACAUAUUUUUCUGAUACAAAAGGCUAUUUUACUACAGUAGUCUACCAAAGCAGAGGAACAUUUCCACCUUUUCGCCUUGUCACUGGAAAGGAAAUGGAGCUAUCACACUUCCUCUAUUGGGUGUAACAAAAGAGCUGUUUUGCUUUAAGAUAAGACAAGCUAGGCCUCAAAAUAUUUGAAUUGAUCGAUUUAUAAAAUCUUUCCCAAAUGCACCAAAGCUGCAGUUUGCAAACGGCGAUUUUUGAUAGAAUUGAUAUAAGCAAAUGCUUCCCCACAACCAAUUGCAAUUAUGAAGAGUUUUAAACAUACCAAAUUCAUUGAGCUUUUCAAAGGCAUCUUCACUUAUUCUGUAUCACAAAAUACAAAGAACUAGAACUGAAAAACUGUUUUGGGAGUUUGAAAGUAAUGGAAAUUGAAGCUUCGCAAUAUUUCACCUGUAUUCGUUUAUUUCUACGGUAUAUAAAUAAAACGUUGUAUAUGUUUUUUGAAAAUUGAAAUAGAUAAACGGAAAAUACUGAGACCGUCAUUCUUUGUGACCCAACCGUUAUAUAUCUGAUAUAACUGUGAUCACAUGAUGGGGAGAGAGUAUAAGAUUCUAGCGUAUUCUUUUUAGCCCUAUCUGAAGAACUAUCAAAUGUCUUGAAUGCCAAUAAUAACAAUUAUAUGAUGAUAUAGAUGGUGAAUUAUGAGCAUAAAGAUGCCG